AUGCCUAAAGAAAGAAAGACAUUCUCUUCUAAAAAAUCUUCUCAACCGAAACAGAGAAAGAAUCGUAGGAAAAUUCAUCUUUUUACACCAGAAUUCCAAGCUAAAUUAAAACGUACUAUUGAUGAAUAUUUGGAAAAGAUAACUCAGGAAGAGGGAUUCGUCUUUCCAACAAACAUUCCGCGCAAAGAUUUAAUUUCCCUUGUAAGAGGACAAGCGGAAGAAAGGGAAAGGUCCCAUUAUCAACAGUUUCCAUCAAGGUUUUAUGAAGAUAUUUCAGCCUCCUCUCGCAUAAUACAAAUCCAACAAGAUAAUUCCUCUGAACCCGAGUAUUAUGAUUCAACAUGCUCAGCAUCCUGA
Molecule: messenger RNA, 357 nt
Organism: Funneliformis geosporum
Lineage: Eukaryota; Fungi; Glomeromycota; Glomeromycetes; Glomerales; Glomeraceae
Source: the annotation of a GenBank genome assembly